Molecule: messenger RNA, 2737 nt
Organism: Mobula hypostoma (lesser devil ray)
Lineage: Eukaryota; Metazoa; Chordata; Chondrichthyes; Myliobatiformes; Myliobatidae
Gene: tgs1
Product: trimethylguanosine synthase 1
Exons: 13
Coding region: 111-2708 (865 amino acids)
Biological process (GO): 7-methylguanosine cap hypermethylation; 7-methylguanosine RNA capping
Cellular component (GO): nucleus
Molecular function (GO): RNA cap trimethylguanosine synthase activity
Source: RefSeq, a predicted model, not a curated record
GGGACUGCACGGACCGCUCCGAUGCACCGGAAGUUGGUGCUGACUGUCAGGAAGCGGGUGUGGGCUGUGCGAGGUGAACAAACCGGAGGCGUAGUCAGGGUGUUGUUGAGAUGCGAUGCACCAUGUGCGAUAACUGGAGCACUGUGGCGGAGAUCUUCCUCUUCUUGGAAGGCUUCAGCGCUGAGGCAGGGCAGAUCCGCUGUUUUUGCAGUAGGGCCUUUGUGCAUGAUCGAGAGCUUUAUCGAAUGGGAUUAAAAGGAACAUUUCAUACCAAUGAAGAUAAUGGAGAUUUUGUGGAAAAGUGUGAAGAAGAGUCAAAUAUUGAUGAUGAAUCCAAUGUUAAUGCCUCAGAGGUGCAAGAAGAAAAUGAAUUGGAUAGUGAAUCAGAAUUGAUGGCAAAUAUGGGGCUGCCCUUGCACUUCGGUAGUUCAUCAAAUCACUGGCAACCAAUGACCUGCAAUGUUUCAAAGAAAAGAUUCAAAAAGAAAAAGGUGAAUCGCAAAAAUAUUGAAGUUUGUAAGGAACUGCCAGACAAUAUUUUGAAUCAAGUUUCUGACAUCACUAACUUGGAACUGAUUGAAAACCAAAACAAUUUUGAAAUAGAAUGUAAUGACCUGAAUAAAUCAUGUGCGGGAGCAACAGACUCGGAGCUGGAAUCCAAAACAGACUGGGAAAUGUAUUGGAGACUGUAUGGUGAAGGUAUCGUUUGGGAAAAUUGGCUGGGAAAACAUCCUGAUUGGAUAGAAGACACACCUGCACCAUGGAACUGUUCCAAUAUGAAAGAUGAAUGGCAAGAGUUUUACACUGAACAAUAUUGGUUAUAUUAUGAACAGUUUAAUUACUGGAGAGCUCAAGGAUGGUCUGUAGACCUGACCAAAGAUUCUGACUGUGGCAAGGAUUCAUCCUGUACAAACACACAUGAUUCAGAAGAAUUUCUUGACAGUGCUGAUUGUGAAAACAUCAAUAACGUACUGCCAGUGGAGUCCAUCAUUGAAUCAAAUGGAAAAAGCACACUUGAGUGUAAUGAAGUUGGUUGUAAAGAGGUUGCCAGUAUGAUAAGUAAUAUAAAGCUCAGUGCAGGAAGUGAGGUUGAGCAAUUCACAGAUGGGGAAAACAAUAUCUGCAACUGUCCUGUUGAUGGUUCCGAGGAGAAAGAUCAACCUGCAGAAGGAGGCAACGGCAAGACAUGUGCAGCGAGUGGAAGAGACUCCACAGUUCAGUCAGCAGAUUCUCCUAACACUUUAAGCAAAACAUUAAAAAACAGCACUGCAGCGGGGAAGAAUCAAAGCAGUGAAGAUGAGGAUGAUCCACCAAAACCCAAACCAGUAAGGGUGAAAAAAAGUCAUGAAUUUGAUGCUGAAGAGUAUCCUACUGUGGCAGUGGAAGAUGCCUAUUCGGCUCUUGGCUUCAAGCACCAUACUAGCCAAAACAUUUCAAAAUUUACUCAUGGACACGCAUUCUAUCAUAAGGACAUUGAGCAAUUUAGGAAUCUUGAUAUGCAUAGACCAGUGAUUUCCAGAAAGAAACAUAUAUUCUUUGGUGAAGGAGAAGUCCUGAAUAAGAAGAGCAAGACCUUAGAAAAGGUACAAAGAUUUCUAAAACAAGUCAAAUCAUCAAAUGAUUCUGUUAAUUUGGACAUUUCAUCCUCUGUGCCACACAGUCCUAGGGAAUAUAGUAGCAGGGAACAACCAUACAGUUCCAUUGAAAAUUGUACCUCAGUGUGUGAAAAUAGCAACAGUGAAAAUGAGACUGAAGAAACUGCGGAUGAUGGACCAGCUUGUAUCCAUAAGCCCUCAAAAUUUAGUAUCUACAAUGAGGGCAACAAAGAAGAGCUGAUAGAAAAAGAUGAUGAGGCCUCUAUUCCUGCUGAAAAUUCUGAAUUCUAUUCUGAUAGACAGCUCGUUCCUUUGGAUAUUCCAGACUUUCUUUUACCUGAUCCUGAUGUAACGGAGAAGACUGAUGAAUGUGCGUUUCAAACUGAAGAACUGAAUCAAGUGCAAAAGCUGAAGAACCUUAAGAAAAACAAAAAAAGAAGAAAGAAGAAGAAAUUUUGUCAUGCUCCAUCUGACGUAGUAGCUGUUCCAGAAUUGGCCAAAUACUGGGCUCAACGCUACAGAUUAUUUUCUCGUUUUGAUGAAGGAGUCAAACUUGACCAAGAAGGCUGGUUUUCGGUCACUCCUGAGAAGAUUGCCGAGCACAUUGCCAAACGUGUCACGGAGAGUUUCCACUGUGAUAUUAUCAUUGAUGCAUUUUGUGGAGUUGGAGGCAAUUCAAUUCAAUUUGCAUUGGCAGGAAAAAGAGUGAUUGCUGUUGACAUUGAUCCAGUGAAAAUAGAUCUUGCACAGAACAAUGCUAGAGUCUACGGUGUGGCUGAACAGAUCGAGUUUAUCCUUGGUGAUUUCAUGUUACUGGCUUCUGACCUGAAGGCUGAUGCUAUAUUCCUCAGUCCUCCAUGGGGUGGCCCAGAUUAUGUCAAUGCUGAAAUCUUCGAUCUAAAGACAAUGAUUUCCCUGGAUGGCUUUGAAAUUUUUACACUCUCACAGAAGAUUACUCCAAAUAUUGUUUAUUUCUUACCACGAAAUGCUGACGUAGAACAGGUGGCAUCCUUAGCUGGACCAGGAGGACGAGUGGAAAUAGAACAGAAUUUUCUCAAUAACAAGCUGAAGACCAUCACGGCAUAUUUUGGUGACUUAAUCCGAGAUGAAUAGAUCAAGAUUGUGUGAUCUGCUUCUUUUUU